Messenger RNA from Humulus lupulus (European hop), 935 nucleotides. RefSeq names its product glutathione S-transferase-like. The transcript has 3 exons. The record is from RefSeq and is a predicted model, not a curated record. Bases 143 to 811 code for a protein of 222 amino acids. Gene Ontology annotation, molecular function: glutathione binding; glutathione transferase activity. Gene Ontology annotation, cellular component: cytoplasm. Lineage: Eukaryota; Viridiplantae; Streptophyta; Magnoliopsida; Rosales; Cannabaceae.
UUGUAUGGUGUAAAGACAAAACAGAUAAAUAAAAAAAACCAGUCUUGCUUUCAAGUCGAUAGAGAAAAACCCUCCUCUAGAACUAUCACUAUAAUACAUUUGAAACACAAAUAUACUUAGACUUAUUACUAUACCGGAAUCAAUGGCAGCUCCCGUUAAGGUGUUCGGACCGCCCAUGUCCACGGCAGUGUCCAGGGUUCUGGCCUGUCUAAUUGAGAAAGACGUCGACUUUCAGCUCAUUUCAGUUAACAUGUCCAAAGGCGAACACAAGAAACCUGAAUUUCUCAAGAUCCAGCCCUUCGGCCAAGUUCCAGCUUUUCAAGAUGAGAGCAUUUCCCUCUUCGAAUCCAGAUCCAUAUGCCGCUACAUAUGCGAGAAGCAUGCAGAUAAAGGGAACAAAGGGUUGUACGGAACAAACCCAUUAGCUAAAGCCUCCAUAGAUCAGUGGUUAGAAGCCGAAGCUCAAAGCUUCAACCCACCGAGCUCUGUUCUGGUGUUUCAGCUUGCGUUCGCGCCUAUGAUGAAGAUCAAGCAAAACCCUUCUGCGAUCAAGGAGAACGAGGAUAAAUUGGCUAAGGUUCUCCAAGUUUACGAUAAGAGACUCGGCGAGAGCCGUUUCUUGGCCGGCGAUGAAUUUUCUCUGGCCGAUCUUUCUCACUUGCCAAACACCAACUACUUAGUCGCGGCGGCUAAGGAUAAGAUGGAAGACCUUUUUACUUCGAACGAGAACGUGGGCAGAUGGUGGGCUGAGAUUUCGAGCAGAGACUCGUGGAAGGAGGUGGUUCGGAUGCAGAAGAACACCCCCAAUUGAUUGUCGUUUGUGAGUGAAAAGCUUCAUCGUUUUCCAAUUUUAUUGUCGUUUGAAUAAAUUUUAUGUAUCGUACUGCUCUGCAUUCGCAAGGUUUUAAUAUUAUGUGGAUUUAUUAUGUAGGUCA